AUGGUGACCCAGCACCAAGCUAUUUCUGUUGGUUGCAAAGCUAGAGAUUCAUCUGCAAAGAAGCAUGCAAUGGGGUUUGUGUAUGGUAGUAAUGAUGGAACUGUGAGACAACAAAUCUGGAAUGAUAUUCUGCAGUUCACUCUGGCAAACGCUCUUUCUUUAUUAGUGGUGAGGGACUACAAUUCUAUCUUAUAUCCUAAUGAGAAGACCAAUGGUCACACUGAUGAUAAUAGAAUUUUAUCCAAGAUUGACAGAGUUAUUGUUAAUUUGGAUUGGGUUAGUCAUUUCUCAGACUCAAAAGCUGAUUUUUUGGAAGCUGGGAUUUCUGACCAUUCUCCUGUUGUUGUUGUUUCUAUUUUAGAGAAUAGGGUUCAUGGGCCUUCUUCAUUUAAAUUAUUUAAAUUUAUGACUGAGGAGGUUGAUUUUAUGGAUCUUGUAAGGUCUGUUUGGGAGGAACCAGUUAGAGGUAAUCCCAUGUUUGUUAUUAUUACUAAACUUAAAAGAGUCAAAUCUAGAAUAAUUUUAUGGAAGAAGAAGAGAUUCAAGAACAUUCAUUCUCAUUUUGAGAAUGCUAAAGUUUUAAUGAACUCUAUUCAACAGCACAUCCAACAUAAUCCUCUAUGUGUUGAAUCUGCUCAACAGGAGAAGUCUGCUAUGAAGCAUUAUGCAAAGGUGGCUAAGUAUGAGGAGUCUGUGGCUAAACAUAAGUCUAGGGUUAAAUGGAUUGAUUUGGGAGACUCCAACACCCAUUUCUUCCAUAACUCUACGAAAGAAAGGUACUCCAGAAAUAACAUCCUCACCCUUUUAUCUAGACAGAAUGUGUUGCUGCAGGAAGACACUGAAAUUGCUGCCGAGUGCAUUGAUUUUUAUUAUUCUAUGUUUGAUAAUUCUUCUUCAACCUUUGUGGAUGAUCAAGAGUUUUUUGAUUCCAUCAACUUUGAGAGUAUUCUUAGUGAUCAUGAUAAGACUGAUCUUGUUAGACCUAUUACUAGGGAUGAAGUGGUUUUGGCUUUGUCUUCUAUUGGGUCUAGAAAAUCCCCUGGAAUGGGUUUUCUAGAUGGUUUUUUAAGGCUUGUUGGGAUAAUCUCUUUGAGAAUGAAACAUGUUCUUGGUAAGCUCAUUAAUUCAAAUCAGUCAGCUUUCAUCUCUGGUAGAACUAACCAGGAUAAUGUGUUCUUGGCACAUGAAUUAUUAAGAAAUUAUCAUAGAACUAUUGGAUCUCCUAGGUGUGCCCUUAAAAUAGAUUUAAAGAAGGAUUAUGACACAUGGAUCAGUAGCCCCAUUUCCUCUUCUAGGUUCUCUACUAUGAUUAAUGGUUCUCCCUAUGGUUUCUUUGGAGCUAAGAGGGGUCUUCGCCAAGGAUGCCCUUUGUCCCCUUACUUAUUUGUCAUGGUAAUGGAGAUCUUAAGUGUUUGUCUCAAGAAACAAGUUGAAGCUGGUGACUAUGGUCUUCAUCCUAAGUGCCAUCAAACUGCUCUCACUCAUCUCUGUUUUGCAGAUGAUGUUUUGGUUUUCUGUAAAGGUGAUCUUCAGUCUACUUCUGCUUUUAAUACAGCUAUUCAGCAAUUCAUUGCUUGUUCUAGUCUGGAGGUUAGCAAGGAAAAGUCUUCAUCGUUCUCCUCUGCAGUCAAUGAAGUGAAUCUUCAAAAUAUCUUAUCUUGCCUUGAUUGUGGAGAUGGGGACUUGCCUGUGAGGUAUCUCGGCCUUACCUUACUCACUACUAGACUUUCUUUUAAAGAUUGUAUUUCUCUCAUAGAUAAAGUAACUAAUAUGGUGCAAUGUUGGAAGUAUAUUUCCCUCACUUAUGCUGGUAGGCUUGCUUUAAUAAAACAUGUCUUACAUGGAAUGGUUUUCUACUGGUUAUCUUGUUUUACUCUUCCUAAGAAGGCCAUCCACUGCCUUAAUUCUAUUUUUAAGAGAUUUCUUUGUGCUGGUGCUACCUUGUACAAGAAGACUAACUUCCUUAUCAGCUGGGAUAAUGUUUGCACUACUUAUAAGGAGGGAGGACUAGCCAUUAGAGAUAUUCAAACUACUAAUGAAGCUGCUGGGAUGAGACAUAUAUGGGAGUUAGUUUCUGAGAAGGAGUCAGUCUGUACUGAUUGGAUAAAAUCUAAUCUCAUCAAAGACAAGGACUUCUGGAGCUUAAAAUGUCCUCAGGAUGCCUCAUAG
Messenger RNA from Papaver somniferum (opium poppy), 2169 nucleotides. RefSeq lists its product as uncharacterized. NCBI's taxonomy places the organism in Eukaryota, Viridiplantae, Streptophyta, Magnoliopsida, Ranunculales, Papaveraceae. The transcript is spliced from 5 exons. The record is from RefSeq and is a predicted model, not a curated record. Bases 1 to 2169 code for a protein of 722 amino acids.